Molecule: messenger RNA, 5181 nt
Organism: Leguminivora glycinivorella
Lineage: Eukaryota; Metazoa; Arthropoda; Insecta; Lepidoptera; Tortricidae
Gene: if
Product: integrin alpha-8
Exons: 27
Coding region: 127-4308 (1393 amino acids)
Biological process (GO): cell-matrix adhesion; cell-cell adhesion; cell adhesion mediated by integrin
Cellular component (GO): integrin complex; external side of plasma membrane
Molecular function (GO): integrin binding
Source: RefSeq, a predicted model, not a curated record
GUUGCAUCGCGACCGUCGAACCGAGAGCACGUCGGUUUGAAAUUCGAACAUCGAUACGAACGAAUCAUGUGGACGAGUUGUAAAUUAAAAAAGUAAAGUGUUUUUUUUUUUAAUAGUGCUGUGACGAUGGCGGUGUAUUUUGGUGUUCUGUUGUGCGUGGUGGGGGCGUUAGGGUUUAAUGUGCAUAUACCGUCCAGGGUGGUGUAUAAGGGUAGCGCUGACUCUAUGUUUGGAUUCACAGUGCAGGCGCAUGUUGAUAAUGGCCAGAAAAUGAUCCUGGUGGGGGCGCCAGAAGCAGACUCACAGUAUCUGUCGUCGAACAGGAAACCUGGCGCCGUGUACCGAUGCGACGCUGGCGAGAGAGGCUAUCAGAGAGACACGCCUCUCGACCACUGCCAGGAGAUGUGGUUCGACAAGAAGAGAGGAAAUACACGGGAUAAGCAGCAGAACCCGAUCGACGAGAAGUCAAACCAGUGGUUCGGGGCUACCCUUAGCAGCACUGGGAAAAAUGGACCCAUCGUGGCUUGCGCACCUCGCUACGUCUCUUUCGUGAACCACCGCCUGCAGCACCGCGACCCAGUAGGUGCCUGUUUUGUGGCCUCUUCAUCAGACGGACACGAUGUCAAGGAGUUCUCACCCUGUCGCACCCAUUUCAAAACCGUGGAUGAGGCGAGCCAUGGGAACAGGAAGACCGGAGUUUGCCAAGCUGGGUUCUCUGCUGCUAUUUCUAAGGAUGUCAACGGAUUCGAACGUUUAUUCAUGGGAGCACCCGGCAGCUGGUACUGGCAAGGGCGAACAAUAUCAAUAGAUUCCACCGAGACAUUCAACAGCUACUAUAUGAAAAUACCGGAGGAAGGUCAGAUAUAUUCACAGAGCGUUGGCUCGAACCCGAUCCUGAUCGCCACUCCUGAAGCCAACCCCAAAUAUGACGACUCGUACAUGGGGUACUCGGUGGCUGUGGGAGACUUCGCUGGCACUAAGCAGCAAGGAGUCGCUGUUGGGAUGCCGAGAGGAGCUGGUCUGAAGGGCCUGGUGGUCCUCUACACCUGGGACCUGCAGAACAUCCGCAACAUCAGUGGCUCUCAGAUCGGCGCCUACUUCGGCUACAGUCUGGCCUCUGGCGACAUCGACGGCGACGGCUUGGAUGACGUCAUCGUUGGCUCGCCCAUGUUCAGCAAACCUAAGAGCGAUGGCUUCGAGCAUGGCAGGAUCUACGUCAUUUACCAGGGAAGAGAUAGGUCGUUCUUGAAGAGCCAUUGGAUCACCGGAGAGGUGUCUCGGGGUCGAUUUGGCUUGUCCGUCGCAUCGCUGGGAGACAUCAAUUAUGACGGUUUUGGAGAUAUCGCAGUAGGAGCCCCGUACGGUGGUGAGCACGGUCGUGGCGUCGUUUACAUCUUCCAAGGCAGCGAGACUGGCAUCAGGGACAAGUACUCCCAGGCUAUCAAGGCUGAAGACAUCUCUCCGUCUUUAACUACCUUCGGCUUUUCGCUGUCUGGAGGCGUGGAUCUGGACGAUAACAGCUAUAACGAUUUGGCUGUUGGCGCUUAUAAAUCGGACAGUGUUGUGUUUUUGAAGUCUCAACCAGUAGUAAAAGUUAUGGCUGAAGUGAAAUUCCAAGAAGACACCAAGUUGAUAUCGUUGACUGACAAACGUUGCACCACUAGAGACGGGACUAAAGCCGUCUGCUCCAAACUCAUUUACUGCCUGCAGUUUGGCGGUAUCAAUGUAGACCGACAAAUUAAAUUCAACGUGAGUUUGGACUUGGACUCAAGGAAGACAACGACCAAGAGAAUCUUGACCGAGCGACGAGAGUCCACCUAUACGACCACAAUCGCACUGGAACAGGGCCAGCAGAAAUGUGACAGCCUCACCGUUUAUUUGGAUGAGGAAAUCCGUGACAAGCUAACACCCAUCGAAGUGAAGAUGACAUACAACCUGAUGAACCAAGAGCCUCACGGAGGCAUCGUGCCUCCAGUGCUGGACCAGACGCAGAACAUCCAGGCGGCCGACUCUCUGAACAUACAGAAGAACUGCGGGCCGGAUAACGUGUGCAUACCUAAUCUGCAUAUGGAGGUUUCCUCACCAAUCCGAGAAUACACCCUCGGCUCCGGAGAGAAUAUCAACCUGGACGUGACCGUCACCAACAGCGGCGAAGACGCCUUCGAAGCCGCAUACUACCUGAAGAUCCCCGCUGGUGUCACCUUCGCUAAGAUGGAGAGGCUCGACAAGGACAGUGAAGCCAGCCAAGCGAAUAUUUACUGCUCGGUCAUUGGCGGGAAGGACGUCAGUUUGAAUACUACUUUGAAGUGUGAUUUGGGCAAUCCUAUGUCUAGGGAUGAAAAGGUCCAUUUCCAAGUAGUCCUGGAAGUGGACACGACGGUUUCCAGCAUGGUAUUCGACAUGGAAACUAACUCGACCAACCCUGAGCAGAACACGAAUUACGAUAACGUGCGGCGUCUGUCCAUUGGUGUGCUGGUUAAGGCCAUGCUGUCGGUCAUUGGUACCUCCGACCCUCCUGAGCUUCACUACAACGCCUCACUUUACGAGCUCGAGAACUUCACCGACGAAGCGAAACUCGGCCCCCAGGUCAUCCACAAGUACCAGAUCAAGAACGAAGGACCCUUCACAGCUGAUGAGACUGAGUUCUACAUCAUGUGGCCAUACCAGACUCUUACCGAGGAGAACCUGAUGUACAUGCUGGUGCAACCUCAGCCGCUUGGAAACGUGCGCUGCGAUGUGGCUCGCAACGUGAACCCGGCUAACCUUGUUGUGUCCUCGCCCUACGUGUCUUGGCUGAACAAGGAGAAAGAAGCCAUGGAAAGCAGUGAAUUCGCGUCCAUUUACAGAGAGUAUAUAGCACAGAACUCCCGCGACUGGUAUGAACAAAGAUAUUAUUCCGGAAGCGAAGCUGGUCAGUUUAUCGGAGAAGGUGGCAGGCAGUAUGGCCAAUCAGGCGGCAGCUACUACCAAUCAGGAGGAGGCUACAGGCAGUCAGGUGGCAGCGUCAGCCAAUCAGGCAGCGGCUACAGACAAAAUGGCGGCUCCGUCAAUACCUACGACAGAAACUCCAUUAUAGCUCAAGAAGAAACAAGGAAGAGGAUGGAAGCAGAAGCAGUGGCUAGAGAACAGUUCAACAGCCUCUUCGGUGGAAAAUUCGACUAUAAUCGUAAUCGUGAUGAGAUUCCUAAAGAUUAUACUGUGACGAAAUACAGGAAUAAGACGGUUGUAUACGAUGACAGGAACAACAUAGUGUGGCAAGCUGAAACUAGCACGGAGUAUGGAGGACUCAUUGGCCAAGAAGCUGGUGGAUCUUAUCAUGCGUCUGGCCAAGACUACUUCGGCCAGCAAGGUUCCCGAGGCGUCGUGUCGCACAGCGGUUCCCAAGGUUCCUUCCAAGGAGGUGCUCCGUUCGUGCACCGCGACUUCGCUACAACGGAGACGGUGAACCGUGACGUCAUCAACAGAGACUCAGCGACGUACAGAGCUGGUCUGACGAGCGUUGGUGACAGUGAGGAUGAUAUUGGAGGUUUCGGAGCGUCUGCAGCACAAGGAACCAACGGCGAGUUCAGAAGCGGUGUAACCGGAGUAGGCUACGACAAUCGGCAGUCAGCCAGCCAGGGAAGCCAGAGCUCCGGUGGGAGAUCAGGCUACCAGGGGGGAUAUUCUCAAGGAUACCAGGGCCAGGGCUACCAGGGUGGACAGUUCUCGUCAGGGUCUCAGAGUGCGAGGAGUGGUGGAGCAUAUUCUUAUUCCAGCCACUCUGAAUCAGGGUAUAGUGCACAGUCUGGAGGCAGCUAUUCAUCAGGACAAAAACACGAAAGUGCCAGAAGAAAACGAGAGGAUCAGUUCCAGGUGGACAGCCAGCUCAGCGCCCUCCUGAAGAGCUGUAACGAGAAGUACAAGUGUGCGGUGGUGCACUGCGCUACCGGGCGCCUGCUCAAGGGACAAGAAGUCUGGGUCGCCCUGCGGACGAGGCUCAACGCCAGUGUGCUCAAUGAGAUCUCAAAAGACCGUCCAGUGAAGAUUUCUUCCCUCGUGGCAGCCCACGUGACUCAGCUCCCAAUAGUGGGCUCGCCGAAGCAUACCACAUGGCACCAGGCUGAAGCCAAAACCGUGGUGACCCCACAGCUGGGUGCCGCUGAGAGCGGUUCCAUACCUCUGUGGGUGAUCAUCUUAGCUGCAGUUGUGGGUGCCUUACUGUUGCUGCUACUGAUCUUCGCUCUGUAUAAGUGCGGCUUCUUCAAACGCAACCGCCCCUCAGACCACAACGAGCGGCAGCCGCUGAACGGGCGCGACGAGCACCUCUGAUACCCGCCCGCGGAGCCGCCUGCCUCCGCCAACACUGCCACAUCUGCCACUUCUGCCACCUCUGCCACUUCGGAGACAUCUGUCACCUCCUCUAGCAGUUCCACAGAUGCUGCGAGUGACGUUACCAGUCGGGACUCCACUAGUUUUGAUAGGUAUUGAAAGUGAAUAGUGAUUUUUGAAAGUUGUAGUAUUCUCACAGUGUACAGUGUACAGUGGUCUAUUUCACAGUGACAUUGACACUUGAAACUGACAGUUCUCUGCCUAUUUCUGGGUUGAUAAGUAACAUUAUUACUCAGCGUCAAUUAUUAAUUUGUUGAAUAGGCAAUAAACAGCAAAGUGUCAUUGUCAAUGUGGAGAAACCGGUCACGGGUUGUCCCGUAAGAACGCUUGUGUACUCGUAAUGAUUAUGAAAUUCUGGACCUAUUUUCAGACAUUUUCCAUUGGGAAUUAAAACUGCUGUAUCUACAAAUCUUGCAAAACGUUUGUGGGAGACUCUUUUUACAGUUUUUACGAAAUUACGCGCGGGGGAUUUUAUGAAGGUUUUUGUAGUGAUAGCAGUUUUUCUUCGUAAAGAGACUUGGAAAAUGAUAUUAAAUGUAGAUACAAUCUCUUAAAAAAUUAUUAAAAUUUGUUUGUAUGGAACUAAGCUGCUGUUAAUAGAAAAAUACGUGGACUAAUAUCAGUAGUGUAUCGCUUUUUAGAAAAAAUUAAAAUGCUACAUCAUUUGUUUCAAUUCAAAUAUUUGUAAAUCACUGCCGUAAGUAGUUGUAGCUACACACUUAUACUUUCAAGCCAUAUCUUAAUUAGAAUAUAUCUAAGUGGUAGGCUCUAGAAGUAACAUUAAAAGUUCAUGGAACUUUUUGUGUUAAAAAA